Molecule: messenger RNA, 1230 nt
Organism: Penicillium brasilianum
Lineage: Eukaryota; Fungi; Ascomycota; Eurotiomycetes; Eurotiales; Aspergillaceae
Source: the annotation of a GenBank genome assembly
AUGCAUCUGGUCUCCAAGCUCCUAGCCCUGGCGGCGACGGGUGCGUUGGGGACACAUGCCCUGGAGGCGUCGAUUUUCACGUUUCCCUCGAAUGAUCAGAAUAAAGGAGAUAAUAGCCUGAAGCACCAAACAGUAUCGGAAGAUGUCGCCGAACUGAUCCUGGAGCUUCGUACUCAAUCGUCUCUGCAGUCCAUCCUUGGGAAGGUCGAAAAAGAGAUCGUGGAUCGCAUCAACGAGUUUUCCGGCGCUCAAUCCUCCCUUUUUGGUGGACACAAUAGCCAUGGAACGCCAAGCAAGAGCAUAAUUCUCAUCGAAGGAGUCAAUGAAGCUGUUGGUUCGAACAUUCGACAAGCACAGACACAAUCUGUUUUCGUUCCUCAUGCCUCUCUGAAGUUGGUGGAUGAUUCAUUGGGGUCUCAGUUGGGCAAUGGAGACAUGAAGAAACGCUGCACGUAUGGCCAAGGCGAUGGGGCGUCGGGGUCGCGCUCCGUUCAGUCUGCGAAAGACUGUAUCUCGCAAGAUCCGGUGCUCUCCCAUGGAGAAAACUUAUACAGCGCCGAGUUCCUCGACCUGCUCGACUCGGUGGAAAUCUGGUCGAGCAAGGACCAAACCACAACUGCCUCGAGGCUGUCGCUCAAGGCGAACUCCGACAACGCGGUCGUGACCACGUAUAUCGAGUCUUUCUUCCACAACUUGAAGGAAAUGACUUUAACAGAAAGCUUCGAAAUCACUGCCUUGAUGGUUCCCGCCGCCGAUGCCUCCCGAGAUUUCACCCGGAUUUCCAGGCGAGACACCGGAUCGCAGCCUCGGUCAACUGCGUCUGAUGCACAGAGCACUUUGCAAAAGUCUGCAGAGGACCUGGCUGCGUCGUCUUCGCUGCUUGCGCCGGUCUGUCACGCCUCCAACUCAUCAUGCUCUGAUGCAACCAAUAAUUGCUCUGGGCAUGGCCAAUGCUAUCUCAAAUCUUCAUCUGGUGACGCGCAAUGCUUCGCUUGUCGUUGCCAAGCAACCGUGCGUACGAAGAGUGACGGCACGAAGCAAAAGAUCUACUGGGGCGGUCCGGCUUGCCAAAAGGAAGAUAUCAGCUCACCUUUCUUCUUGAUUGCCGGUGUUACGGUUUUGGUCAUCGUCCUCGCGAGCAGCGCCGUUGGUAUGCUUUUCAGCAUGGGUCAAGAAGAACUCCCGAGUGUAAUCGGGGCCGGAGUUGGGGGCUCGAAAGCACCGGCUUAA